Molecule: messenger RNA, 1023 nt
Organism: Gigantopelta aegis
Lineage: Eukaryota; Metazoa; Mollusca; Gastropoda; Neomphalida; Peltospiridae
Product: 39S ribosomal protein L53, mitochondrial-like
Exons: 3
Coding region: 23-388 (121 amino acids)
Cellular component (GO): mitochondrial large ribosomal subunit
Source: RefSeq, a predicted model, not a curated record
CAAUCACGUGAUUUUAUUAGGCAUGGCGUUCAACAAAAUAGCGAAAUUGAUUAAUACGCUUCAACUAAGAGCUGUCAAACAAGUGAAGUUUUCUUUUGACCCUUUUUCUGAAAACGUUAGGUCAAUAAGAGAAGUCCUGUACCAGCUGCACUUUCCACGGGUUUUGUCGACCAAUCAGAACGUCAACUUGAAAGUGGACGUCAGAUCUGACCGGAGUGAACCCGUUAUUAACAUCGGUUUCUCUGACGGACAAAAACUGUUGUUCAAAACACAGCACCUGACAACGCUAGAGAUCCUGGAACGGAUAUACAAAGUCUGCCAAGACAAAGAUCCUAAGAAAGGAGAAACUCCAGUCGUUGCAACUAAGAGCUUAAAGAAAAAAAAGUGAUCACGGAAUUUAGAUUCACAGUCACUUUGUUGGAGCUCGUGUUAUGUUUAGAGUUUGUAAUUCAAGAUCCAGUUAACUCUUCUUAUCUGCUAAGGUUAUUAACACACUUAACUUGCAUACAUCAUUAGACUGAUUGUGAACGGUAAACUCUUUAAUUGCUGUAGAUUUGACUUUUAACCUUCAGUCAUCAUAAAUGUCUGUUAUUCAUUAACUCUUUAUAAGAUAGUGAUAUUGACACUUUAAAUUGCCUUUGUCGUCAUCAGUAGUAACAUUUUAGAAUGGUGGUGACCGAUAAACUUUAAUUGGUGAAGAUUGAAAAUUUAACUGGAAGUGGUUUAAGAAUGUCUUGUUAUUUUUUUAAACUUUUUAUCUAAUGAAGAUAUUGACCCUUGCUAAUUGUUCAAGAUUGACAGUUUGUAAAGAUGUAGGAAUGUUUGUUACAUUUUAACUUGCUAAUUGCUGAAGAUACACGAUUUAACUCUUUAUAAAUAUAUGUGCUAGAGAUGUCGACACUCUAAUUCACAGUCAUCACCACCACUGUUUGACUGUUUGUAUUCAUUAACUCAUUAUAUCAGGUAGAGAUGUUGACACUUUAACCGACAGUCACCACCACUAUCACAGACAACAACAUUUGA